Calliphora vicina (urban bluebottle blowfly) is the source of this 7053-nucleotide messenger RNA. Its product is annotated as WD repeat-containing protein 20. Gene Ontology annotation, molecular function: protein binding. Lineage: Eukaryota; Metazoa; Arthropoda; Insecta; Diptera; Calliphoridae. The record is from RefSeq and is a predicted model, not a curated record. The transcript is spliced from 4 exons. Bases 1133 to 3787 code for a protein of 884 amino acids.
UUAGUCACCUCAUUGACAGCUGAUAAUAUAAGAAGAAACAAAUUAGAAUGAAAGUAAAAACUAAAAGAAACAAUAGAAAAUUUUUAAUUUGAUGGAAAAAAGUGCUGAGAUAUUUGAAGGAAUACGUAAAUUAAUACGAUUGAUGAAAUGGGAAAAUAUACAAAUAAAUUAAAUAAAGAAAAUUACAAAACUCAUAUUUAUUGAACAAAACCAAACAACAAAUUGAGAAAACCCGGAAUACUAGAAAAAUUUACAAAUUAAUUAAUAUAAAAAACAAAAUUGAGUGUGUGUCAAAUUAAACCAUUUUUUCUUCUUUGACGGCCGAACGAACGAAAAAUGUAAAAAUAGAAAAAAUCUAAAGCAAAGUGUAAAAUAUUUUGUAUUGUAAUUUUGCAAAAGGAGUUUCAUCAAGUGAAGGAAUUCAAAGAAAACUAAUCUAUUGGAUGUGAAAAUAUUGUUUUUGUAAACGAAAAAAUUACGCAAAGAAUAGAAUUUCCACACCCACUUGCCAAAAAAAAAUUAUAUAUGAAAAAAUAACAAGAUUCCUUUGGUCAUGUGUGAAUAUAUUUUUCUUUUCUCCUCCAUCCAACCAACCAUCGACAUCCAAACAUCAUCAUAGAGGAGAGAUUGUGUGUAAAUAUACGUAUGAGUGUUAGUUUGUGAACAAAUGUGCGUGCGUGUAUGCGAAAAUGUGCAAUUUUUCCAAUUUAUUUAUUAUUUUUAACACGGAAUAAAUGUAUAAAUUGUCAAAGUGGGAAAAUUGAAAAUAUAAUUAAAUUAAGUAAUGGAUAAAUGUAAAACAAAACACAUCAAAAUACACAUAAAACAAUAACAACACAACCUCAAAGGAAAAGAAGCCAACUCCCUUUAAGAAAAAAUAAAAUAAAAAAACCGAAACGAAAGCCAUACAAACAAAAAAAACUAUAACGACCAACCAACAACAAUACAUUAGCCACUUCGAUCUACUACAUACAAACUAACAACAACAACAAAAACGCCAGAGUAGUUUCAAAAUAAUAACAAUAAUAAAUAAAUAUCUACAGAGAAGAAGACUUUAUCAAAAAUAAACUAACAGUGUAGGAACGAAAACAAUAACAACGUCCAUAAUAAUUAAUUAUUUAAAGUUGCCGUAAUGGCAACGCAACUUGAUCCCAAUGUCAAGGAUGACCUAAAGACACAAUUUGUAACGCGUGAGGGUACUUACCGAUUACUCACACUCUCCGAGUAUUCGCGGCCCAAUCGCGUUGGCUACACAAACAAUCAGAGCUCACCACAAGUACGUGUCUCCAUCGUUACUCUACCCACUCCACCGGCGACGGGUAACUCCUCCAACACAGGCGCAAAUAGCUCAUCGACGGCAAAUGGUGCUGGCAGUAGUCACAGUCGUCCUCUAACCAAUGGCAGUAAUUCGCAAAAUGGCACAAAUGGAGCUGGCGGCGAUGGUGGUGGCUACGAUGCACAAUCUUCAUCCUCUCUAAAUGGCCAACAAUCGCAAUAUGUGGUGCCCUCUUCGAUGGAUGCACGUUUGGGUGCUGGCAUGUCCAUGCAUACAAUGAUGAAUGGCUCCGGUGUUGGAGGUUUAGAUCAGAAUGGCUUGUCGGCGAGUCAAGUAUUGGGCGGCGAUCGUAUAUGUUUCAAUUUUGGAAGGGAAUUAUAUGUGUAUGCCUUUAGGGGAGUAAAAAAGGGUGCGGAAUUGAGUAAACCUAUUGAUAAGAAAUUCUAUAAAGGAACAAAUCCUAGUUGUCAUGAUUUCAAUGGCACUACGGCAACGCCCAUGGGAGCUCCUCUGCUGGUGGGUUUUACAACGGGUCAAAUACAGCUGGUUUCACCACAGCCAGGACCCCGGGAAUAUCGUAAACUAUACAAUGAAGAUCGUCUAAUUGAUAAAACCAAAGUGACCUGCUUAAAAUGGCUGCCAAAUUCACCGAAUCUCUUUUUGGCCUCACAUGCUUCGGGACACCUUUAUUUGUACAACGAGAAUCUACAAUGUCCACAAACUGCACCCAACUAUCAGCCCUUCAAAAUGGGCGACGGCUACUCAAUACUAACCUGCAAGUCGAAAUCGAGUCGAAAUCCUUUGUAUAAAUGGGUUUUCAAUACUGAAAAUUGUUGUAUAAACGAAUUUUGUUUCUCACCAUGCGGUUCAAAUUUAGCAAUAGUAUCACAGGAUGGUUUUUUACGAGUAUUUCAUUAUGAUACCAUGGAAUUGUUGGGUAUAGCGCGUUCCUAUUUCGGUGGGUUUCUAUGUGUGUGCUGGUCUCCUGAUGGCAAGUAUAUUGUGGUGGGCGGUGAAGAUGAUUUGGUAACAGUGUGGUCGUUUCAUGAGAGGCGAGUAGUGGCUCGCGGACAGGGCCAUAGAUCGUGGGUUUCAGUAGUUGCUUUUGAUCCUUAUACCACGUCGUAUACGUCGUGGGAUGGCGGUGAUUUUUCAGAUGAUGAAAAUCAAAUAAUGGAAUAUGGGUCAUCACGUUAUGCUGGCGAGGGACCAACAGCAAAUGGUUUUGAUUCAUAUGCAGUGGGAGGUCGUGAUAAAAACUCUACACCCAUACAUUCAAGACAGCGACCACAAUCGGCCUCGUUUAGAUCGGAUGCCUCAUCGUUGGCACCCGACAAAUUGGCCAUUAGCUAUCGCUUGGGCUCGGUAAGCCAGGAUACACAAAUUUGUUUGUGGGACAUAACCGAGGAUAUACUAAGGCAUCCCUUAACCCUCAGACAGCGGGUAAAUAGCUGUAACAUGAAUGAUACCAGUUUUAUGAAUGGUGGCAUCGAUUCAGAUGGUGUUAAAGUUAUACGACCCGUGGCUAUAGGCCAUCCCAAUGCUAAUAAUUUUCCCCAACACUGUAGUAGUCCAACCAAAGAAAUGACAACCGCAACCACAACACCACAAACGUCAGGAGAACAAAAUAGUAAUAGUAGUUCUAGUAAGUUUUCAACAGCCAAUUGUACAAUAUCCUCACAAUCAUCAAAUGCCAAUACACCGCCAGAUGAUAUCUUGGCAGCGACUGCAACAACAGCCAACAAAACAAACUCAAAAUCUCUUGGUAAUGCCGCCGGUGCUGGGGGUUCGAUAAAAUUUCCCAACUGCAUUACAGCCACCAAAUCCGAUUCCAUUGAAGGCAACACCACCGCCAAUCAUGUAAAUACAUUUUCAACUUCUUCGGGCUACAAUAGCAAAACAUCCAAUAGUAGCAAAUCCUCAGAUUCUGGUAUAUCGGCGUUUAAUUCGCUAACACAAAGGUUAAGCAAUUUUUCAUUCCUCAAUUCAUCGGAUAAGAAAUCUGUUAAUCUUGAGGGUGGCAGCACCCGGCAAAAUCGUCGUACUUUAAGCCUACUCAAAUCCUAUAAUCAUCACAAUUCCACUACGAACCACCAGCACAUGGCCAAUUCAACACAAAUCGAAACGCAUGCCAACUCUUCAACAUCAUCGCACAGUUUUGGCUCCUUAAAGUUGGGCAAAUCAUCGCAACAUCAAUCGUCUUUAAUAAAUAAUCUAUCGAAUUGUUCACCCUCAUCGACUACGAACUCCAUCAUAGCAUCGUAUGAUCCUCUGAAACUAAUUGGCACAUCGGCGUGUCCACGCUUCGAUGAGUGUCCACUGCUCGAGCCACUUGUGUGCAAGAAGAUCGCACAUGAACGUUUAAGUGCUUUAAUAUUCCGAGAGGACUGCUUUUUAACGGCAUGUCAAGAUGGUUUUAUAUACACAUGGGCUAGGCCGGGUUAUGCUACGAAUGUUCCCCAACAUUUAUCGCCAACACAAACGGCGCCACCUGGCGGUACGGUAAUAUAGUUCGAUAAAAUAAACAUACAACAAUAUCAUAAGAAUUUAGAAAAAUUUAAUAUUUAUGCUACUAACACAGCAACUACUACUACUCCAAAUUUUCCUCCCUCCUGUUCUUCAACAACUACUACAACACCUUUAACGCCAACAAAACUUUUUUUAACCACAGGUGAGAAAAGAGUGUAAAAUAGAAGAAGAAGUUAAAGAUAAAAAACUGUUUUUAUAAAAAACUUUUUUUUUAUACUAUAAAAUUUAUAAUUUUCUUAUUUUUGAUAUUUACAACAAAAGAAAGUAAGAAAAGAAAAUUAUAAUUAUAAAUCAUGUUAAAUAUUAAACAUAAAAUAAAAAUAUAUACAUAUUAUUAAUAAAUAAAAUAUUAAAUUAUAGUUGAACUCCAAACACCACAUACAACCAUGCCCCCCUCCUUUUAAUUUUUCUCCUCCUACUUAGUUUUGUUAAAUUUUUUAUUAAAAAUAGAAAUUAUUACACAUUUUUUUUAUAAAUAUUUAUACAUGUAUAUUUCACUUUAAUAAACACAAAUUUGUAAAAGUUAAUGCAUAUAAUGAUAAAUAGUGGUUUAAAUUAAAAAAUUUUCGAAAUUUCGUAUAUGUUUUUCUGUUUAGCCUGUUUGAUUUAUAAAUUUCGGAAAAAUUGGCACGAUUUUAUUAAUAUGUAGGUUCAAUUAAUUUCAAACAAUAUUCUCAUUUCAAAAUAGUCAUUGCAAUUAAAAUAUUCUAUAAUUUUGGCCAAUGUUAAGAUUCUAUUUAAAUGCAGUAUCGGUAUAUGUACAGACAAAUAUUUUACUGUCGAUAUUUUCUGUAAAUAUGAAUAUCCUUAUAUGUCUUAAUGUUAAGCAUCUUACUAAUUCAUUUAAGAACUUAUAAUUCCAAUUUAUAUUUAGUCGACCUACUUAAAUAAACAUUUAAUUGAUUCAGUCUAAAUGAUCAAAAUUUCCUUUUGUGACUGAAAAAUUUUAGUUGGGGUGACACAAUUUCGGUUUUUUAAAUCGUAAUUACUUUUUACUGUCUGGUCAAAGGUAAAGUUUGUAAUAUUCGAAAUGGUUUCUAUUUAUAUAAUAAAAUCUUGUUGAAAUUUCAAUAAAAUAAUUUGAAUAGAAAUAUUUUAAUUAAGCCUGGAAUGCACCGGAAUAAAAAUUACACCAACAAAUUUGGUAAAAAAAUAUUUUAGGCAAAUAUUUCAAUCAGAUUUUUCUACGUUUAUCAUGAAUAGUGAUUGUGAAAUAAAUUUUUAUGUUUAGAAAAACGAUUGUGUAUAAGCUGAUACACCAUUAUAUUUUUAUUGCAUAAUAAGAAUCUAUACAACUGAUUCUACUACACUUCCACAAAGUGGGUCAAAAGAUCAAUUGAAAUAUUACUUUUGUUCUAUAUACUAGGUUUAUGAAAACAUAUUGCAAACUUUUAUACAGUGCCCCAAUUUUAAAGACAUUAUAUACGAGCUGAACCAUCUUGUACCUUUAUUUUUUUAUGGUAAUUUUUUAUAUUUAUGAGUUCAAUAAUGUGUACAUUUGAGUGCCGACCACUGGUCUAAAAUAAUUUCAAUUCUGUAAGAUUUUUUCUACAGGUUGCAAAGGCAUUUUUGUAUGAGAAUUGUAAGGAAAAAAGUAUAAACAGUUUUAUUUCUCCUAUCGGAGUGGUCACACUAAAAUGAUUCUCUUUUAAAAAAUUGAAUUCAAAAUUAUUAAAUAGAAAACACAACUAAAAAUUAAUAUAUUUUGGAAAAUACCAAAGAUAAAAAAUAUAAAAAAAAAAUUCUUUAAAUAAAAAAUUCCCCAAUCAUUUACUAAUAAUAUCUGUUAAUAUUUUUUUAAAAAAAUAUGUGUUAUAUAAUAAAAAAUUAAAUCAAUAUGUAUGUAUAUCUUUACUUCCUAAAUAAUUUUGCCUUAUAGUUAAUUUAUCGUUUAACAAUUAAGUAAAAAGCCUAAAAAAUAACUAAAAUCAUAAAAUAAGAAUUAUUAACAAGAUAUUAAGCAAAAAUAAAAAAAGUUCCAAAAAAAAUAUUGCCCAUAGUAAAGUAAAUAAACCAAGUAUGUGUAAUAAUAAAACCAUUUUUUAAAACUUUUAAAUAAAACUUGUUAAUAAAUGCAUUAAAGAAAAAGAAAAGCAAUACUCUUGGGAAAAAAACAAAUCAUUAUGAAAACUUAAAAGAAUAAACAUAAUUUUUAAGUGAAGUCUUAAGUUUGAAAUAAAAUUAAACCACGUUUGGCUUAAACUAUAAAAAAAUAUUUAUAAAUUAUAAGUAGAAUUUAGUAACUAGUUUUGUAAUUGUUUUGUGGUAGUGAAGUUAGUUUAUUUUUUUGUUUAAUUUUUAUUUUUUUGUAAUAUUAAUUAAAGUUUCCUUCACACCCUCUCGCCGUAAUUAUGUAUGUGUAUAAAGUUAUUUGAAGCAAGAAACAUAUUUAAGAAUCUAUUAUCUAUUAAUUAAUGCUUUUAUUAUUAUUUAUUAAUUACUAAGUUAUAUAAUUGAAAUUUAAAACAAUACAACAUGAAAGAAAUUAAUCCAUUAAACACACACAGAAUUCUAUUCUAUUCAAAUAGAAACAGAAAUGAAUGAAACUCGUAUUUAAGAACUAUAAACAUAUUUAACAAAUAAUUUUAUUAAAAAAAUAUUAAGUAAUUUUUUUAAAAAAUUACUUAUUUACAUUUAAUGUAAAAUAAAUGUUUUACUAUUAAAUAGAAAUAAAACAACAGCAUUAAAUAAAACAAAAUCAUAAUUAUAAUUAAUAAAGAAAAAAUAAGAACAACAACAAUUGGUUGAUUUAUCAUAAAUGUAAUUCAUAGAAAUCUCUCUCUAUCUAUCUCUUUAACUAUUUAUCUAUAACUUUCUCUCUUUAAAAUAAAAACAAAAUAAAUAUUAACAUAUAUACAUAAAAUAUAAAACAAAUAUUAAAAUAAUAUGUUGAUCAUCUAUUUGAAACUAAAGUACAUACAUAUAUUUUAUAAUAAAAAUCGCGAACGAGAAAAGUAAAAUUGAAAAACAAAAUAAAACGGUGUUAAAAACGAUUCAAUAAACAGGCAUCUAGUUUUAACAAAAUAAAAUUUAUAAAUAUUAUUAAAAUAAAAUAUUAAAAUUAUAUACAAACAACAACUCUGUGUAAAUAAAAAAAAUACCAAUAGUAAAUACAAAAUUAACACAGGAAUAAAUUUGCAAAAUACAUAUAAAAGAAAAAUAGCAACAACAAAAAACAACAGAAGAGACUAAAGAAAAAUUAAAUUUAAAUAAAAAUUAUUAAAAAAAAUAAAUAAAAUAGAACAAAA